Molecule: messenger RNA, 354 nt
Organism: Alternaria arbusti
Lineage: Eukaryota; Fungi; Ascomycota; Dothideomycetes; Pleosporales; Pleosporaceae
Exons: 3
Coding region: 1-354 (117 amino acids)
Source: RefSeq, a predicted model, not a curated record
AUGGCAGGAGACGCAGAAGACCGCGCCGCGCUCGUCAACCGACAGCUCCCAGAGAUGACCCUGUCGACUGCAGACAACCCCCUUACAGCACCCAAGCCACCACCAGAGAACCUUUCCACCGCAGAGAGAGCGCAGUAUAGGUUCCAGGUCAAGGGCAAUGCGAUCAUCACCGGCGGCGCCGGGACCCUCGCCCUCGAAGCCGCAGCCGCCCUUCUCGAACACGGCGCCACGGGCCUCGCCCUCUGGGACAUGAACCCCGACCAAGCCUUCGAAAGCGUCAAGACCCUGCACUCCAAGUUCCCCCACGCGCGCAUCAUAACCGAAGCAGUCGACAAAGCAGCGUCAAAGUACUAG